Messenger RNA from Larimichthys crocea (large yellow croaker), 7654 nucleotides. It is a transcript of the gene flrt2, whose product is annotated as fibronectin leucine rich transmembrane protein 2. The transcript has 2 exons. The record is from RefSeq and is a predicted model, not a curated record. Gene Ontology annotation, molecular function: protein binding. The coding region runs from base 1454 to 3433 and encodes 659 amino acids. Lineage: Eukaryota; Metazoa; Chordata; Actinopteri; Sciaenidae.
UUCCUAUCGUGAUUGUAAAAGCAUUGUUAUUCCUGUGAUUGUGGUCACCCUUUAUUAGUUAUGUAUGUUUUAAGUGUAUAAUUCAUAUCUCUGACCCAAGACUGCAAAAAUGUGAAAACAGCAACUCCACAAAGGAAGAAAAAGAAGCCUUUUUCCCCCUGAGGAAAACACCCUACUCUUUAAGUGAGCAAUAAAUCUAGCACUUAAGAGAGGUUGUCCGUGUGUGUGUGUGUAUUUGAGCGUGUAAAUGUACUCAGAGUCCUCAAGUCCACAACCUCUAGAGCUGUCAAACACUGCCCGGGCCCCGCAACUUCCGUAACCCGUGACCCCUGUAACUCCUGUUUUGUUCUCGGCACUCCAGGCCCCUCAGAUAUCCCUCCACUGGAACUCCCCUAGAUGACAGACACCCCUCUCCACUAUGUUCCUACACACUACCCCAGUAGCCUUUGACCUCUCCAGCACCUCUGCCUCUCUGUGCGACUGCCCUUGCAUUCCAGUAAAGGCGCUGAAACUUGAGCCUGCGGUGAGCUCAUCGCCGGGGCCAUGGAAUCAAGAGUUAAAUGAUACCAAAAAAAAAAACAGAGAGAGAGAAGAGAGAAAACGGAGAGAGAAGGGGGAGAGGCAGCCGUUGGUGCAGGACAGGUCUGGAACUGGUUCCGUGCGUCUGCUCUUCGGGGGUUAAGUUACACCAGAGAAAGCGAGGAGGAGAAAGAGAAAAGAAGAAAGCGCUGGCGUGUUUGAAUUCUCUCUGCUUUUGUCUGCCUCGUUCUUGCCCUCUCGCCGUCUCUCAGCGGCCUGACUGACUGGUGCCUGCAGUUUCCUCUUGACACACUCCGGCGAACCCGCCGCCCUCCAUCCGAGCUUUCAAGUUAACGAGCCCCGUCGGUCUUGUCCUCGUGUCAGGGAGAGCUGGGAUGUGAGUGUAAUGCCGUGAGGUCGCCGCUCUCCUACUCUGUCUGCGUCUCUGUUCUUCCUUGACCCUGCCAUGACCACCAAGUGUCCAAAGACGGUCUCUGGAUCCAAAUGUCACCCCCCCUGGAUUCUGCCCCGGUCGGGGACCAGCAGUGUGUGACGGACAGGCGAGUGGAGCCUGUGGUGGCUCUCUACUGCGUGGCUUCAAAUUGGCCCUGGCUGAGCUCUGCAUGGAGCAGCGAGUGAAGAGUCCUGCUAUGGUCUGAUGUCUCAGCAUGGAUGGAGUCAGUCAGAGGACCGGCCACCACUAAUGAGACCAUCGUUCUUCAGCUGAGGACUAGCAUUUACAGGAUUACUCCCACGGUUUCCUGCUCGUUUUCCAGCUAACUGCAUCAUUACCAAACUCUCCUAGGUGGACCUUUCGUGGGUCUGGUUUUUGGUGGAUAUAUUCGUCAUUGCCUUUCUGAUUUUCAUAUUUGUUUCAUUUCCUCCCAGUUCUUUUUUAUUGUUGGUUUCCCUUUUCCUGUUUUGUUUUUCCACUAUGGAGUUUCUUACUGGACCCUGGAAUAAAGAUUGGGCUUCAUUCUUGCAAUUUUGGUUGACUGUCAUCCUAAGCCUCCAAAUGCAAUUCAGCCCCGGUGCCUCUUGCCCGGUGGAGUGUCGUUGUGACAACCCGUUUGUGUACUGCAAUGAACGCAGCCUGACAUCAGUGCCUCUGGGGAUACAGGAAGGCUUUAAGGUCCUCUUCCUUCAUAACAACCAGAUAAACAAUGCUGGCUUCCCCAUGGAACUUCACAACCUGGCUACCGUAGAGACUGUGUAUCUCUACGGCAACCAGCUGGACGAGUUCCCCAUCAAUCUGCCCAAAAAUACCAGGGUCCUGCAUCUCCAGGAGAACAAUAUCCAAACGAUCUCCAAGGCAGCCCUGGCCCAGCUGACCAAACUAGAGGAGCUGCACCUUGAUGAUAACUCCAUCUCCACGGUUGGGGUGGAAGAAGGGGCCUUUAGAGAGGCAGUAAGCCUCAAACUCCUCUUCCUUACCAAGAACCACUUAAGCAGCGUUCCCAUUGGCCUUCCCGAGGACUUAAAAGAGCUGCGGUUGGAUGAGAACCGCAUUGCUGUAAUUGCAGAGGAGGCCUUUCAGAAUGUGACACGCCUGCAGCGCCUCCUGCUGGACGGGAACCUGCUGACGGAUGAGGGUAUUGCACCGGGGACCUUCCAGGACCUGGUAAACCUCCGUGAGUUGGCCCUAGCACGCAAUUCACUCACCUUUCCCCCUCCCCUUCUACCCAGCCAGUCACUGGUCAAACUCAGCCUGCAGGAGAACCAGAUCGACCAGAUCCCUGUGGCGGCCUUCGCUGCCCUAAACAGGCUGGAAAAACUAGAUAUCUCCAGCAACCAGCUACAGACUCUGACACAGGGUGUGUUCGAUGGCCUGUCGAGCCUAAAGCAUCUGAUGGUGCGAAAUAAUCCCUGGCGCUGUGACUGUGCUGUGAAAUGGGUGGUGGUCUGGCUCAAAUCUCUGCCUUCCGCCAUCAACGCCCGAGGGUUUGUGUGCCUAAGUCCAGAAAAGGUGCGUGGCAUGGCAAUCAGAGAGCUCACGUUGGAUAUUAUAGAGUGCCCAGUUGAUGCUGACCUGCCGCCCUGGCCCACUCUCCGUUCCACACCCCCUCCACCACCCACAACCAUCCCUGUCACCACCAUGAUCUCCACCCUCAUGACCACAUCCAUCCCUUACUACUUUGAGUCACCAUCCCCUCCUUUACCCCCAAUCCAUAACAUCCCUCCCGGUCCCCUGCCUCCUUACGAGGACCCCCUUCAGAUUUCCUUCCAUGUGGUCAACUCCACCAAUAUCGAAGUGAGCUGGGCUUCUUAUUUCACCGUCACAGCCUACAAGGUCACUUGGGUCAAAAGGGGCCAAAGCCAAAUAAAUGAAGGAAUGCGGGAAAGGACGGUCAGUGGGGACCGGAGGCAUAUUAGCCUGACUAACCUGGAGCCCCGGUCUGUGUAUCGGAUCUGCGUGCACGUGCUGGACACCCUUAACUCCUACAGGCCUGGAGAGGAUACUAUAUGCUCCGAGGCCAGGACCAAGGCUGCCGUGCCUAUUAAGACUGAUAGAGAGCAAGCUCCUCAGGAGAGCAUCAGCUCUACACUGCUAAUGGCUGGGAUCAUAGGCGGGGCCGUGCUUAUCAUCCUGGUAACGCUGCUCAGCCUAUUCUGCUGGCACAUGCACAGGAAGAGCCGGUCAUCUUCGACCAAGUGGAAAUACAACCGUGGCAGGAGAAAAGACGACUACUGCGAGGCUGGAACCAAGAAGGAUAACUCCAUUCUGGAGAUGACUGAGACCAGUUUUCAGAUAGUGGCGUUGAACAAUGAGCAGCUGCUCAAGGGAGAUUUCCGCAUUCAGCCCAUCUACACGCCCAAUGGGGGCAUUGGAUUUAGAGACUGUCACCUUAGUAACAACAGCAUAGCUUACUGCAAGAGCAGCAACGUGCCCAGUACAGAGUUCUGCCACACGUGAUGCAGCAGCAAAUAGUACAGAGGCAUUCACACACACAAACACACACACACACACAAACACACACAAACACUCAACAAUACAUGCAUAAAUACACACACAUACAUCAUUUGUGUAGACAACAAAAAACAUAAAAAUUCUAGUAAAAUAUAACUGUACUAUAUAUAUUUCCAAGUUCUGUCUACAAUGUAAUUUAUACUGUGGAUAAUAAUGUGGGAUUCUCUGCUAUCUUUUUUAUUCUUAGAAAAAGAGAUACAAGUGUUUCUUUUUUUAUAACCAGCAGGGUUUUGAAAGUUGUUUUAUUGGUCAGUACUGUACAUGAACAUGGAUUUGUACAAUCACGGCACCCUGGGUGUAGCUCCUGACGAACGCUGUCAGCCUUGGAAAUGUAAGGGGCGCUUUAGAGGGCUGGGAUCCUUUGCUAACCACAGAAGCAAAAAAAAAAAAAAAGGUCUUUUUCUUUGCGCAUUGAAACAUUGCAAACCUACCCCCCCAGUACAACAGAACAGUAGUAAAGACAACACAGCACAGGGGAAAUCCAAACACUGCUGAUUAGAGCACUGUGGAAAAAUAGCACUGGUUCGCUGGUGGCAUGUUGUAAAAAAGAAUUGAAGUGCACUUUUUUAUUAAUGGAAGCGAGGCACGAAACGAGCAGAGGUUGGUGAUCACAUGUAAGGGAUUGCGAAUGGUUGUGUAGGGAGAAUGUCAUCGGUGCUGUGGAGAAGCACGAGCUGAGAUUUCCCAAAAGUGCCUUUAACACUAAAAACAUCUUUGUUCUGUUGGUGUUGAACAACGGUGGGCUUAGUCAAAAGACACUUUUUAGGAAACUCUAAAAAAAAAACAGGAUGUGUCAUUUUCAGCACAUUUGGGUCUUUUUAGUGUGGAGGUGCAAUUAUUAACACGAGUUUCAAAAGCAACAAAGGAUUAUUGUUCCUAAUGAGGUGCAUGUAUGUGCUGAGACGUGCAGAUCCUUUUGAAGAAAUUCCCUAACUUGUUCUACUUCUUUUUUUAUUAUCCCCCUGUUUUGGUAAAGUGAGGCCACAAGGGGGCAGUUUCCCUCAGCAUCGUGUGUGGGACAGAGGAACAGAGGGCAAGACAGACACAGGGAAAGGGGGGAAAAAAAGCUACAUAGAUCACUUUACCUCCACCAUUCCCCUGGAGUCCAUUACCCAGACGACAUUACUCAUGCUCAAACAGCAUUGUUUAGAGUAUUAAUGCUCAUCGAGCUACUUAAUGAUGUGGAAUCAUUUAAAACAAACAGUGUUUUCUGGGUUUGGUGGUUAAAUGAUAUGGAUUUUCACCACUGUGGUUUAUCAACGGUGGGUUGAAGGCCUUGGUUUCUAUGUGUGUGUGUGUGUUGAGUGUGUGAUGAAUUUUCAGAAUGCACACGCAUACCGCUAAUUACACACCCACUUAUUUCAACCCCCGUCCCAGCGUUCAUUAGGCUUUUUAAUAAAUUAGGAAAUUACAACAGUAAGACCGCGCUCCGCCCAUGAUCCUUACAAUGCGCGGUUGUGACUGAGCAGCUCAUCUAGCGUCUCAUCAUUUAUUCUUUUGUGUACGUUUAUGAGACUGUCUGCUUCAUUUAUGGGGUGCUCACCUGAACAAUGCACCUGUUCACUCCACCACAUCAGCGUCUGCGGUGAUGACUCUCACCCCAUCUACCCUCAUUUUCUGUCUCGCUGUCUGUCUCUGCGCCUCUGAUCACUGCAUGGGCUCAAUUAAAACAGUUUUUCCUACCCUUCAGCUCCUGGACUGGUGGUGGCAGCUCUUUGCAUGUGAGGUGCCACUGAGAGGUCUUCAUUAUGCACUUCUUAAGAAGACUUUAUUUGAUUUGACAAGAUUUUAUUUUGAGGGGCCAAGCUAAAAGAAUUCCCACCGCUGACCCCUUAGCCCUCCUUCCCCUUCUCCUCCUUCUUCUCAUAAUCCUCGACCAAAAAAGGGAGGAAAAAUAUGUCGACUUUAUUUUCACUUGGCUGCUCGGAGCUCACACUGGGAGACAGAGAGCAUGUUAACUCUUUGUGAGGCACGCAGAUGCAGUUGCUCGAACAUACACGAUACACGAGAAUCAACACAAACCAGGACGUACGUAGGACGGAAGUAAAAUGUUUGUUUUUUUUAAGGGCUUGUGCUUGAUUUUUUCCACAGGGUUGAGAUUAUCUCUGAUAGGAUUCACCUCCGCACUUGGAAUAUCCUGAAGUAGCUGCACUUACUGAAAUUCCAGCAAUAGCUCAGAUCACAAUCCCAUGGGUGACACAGCCCCAGUGUUUAAUAUUCUGUCCAAGAUAAUGUGGGUACUGACAAACACAAUGACCGAAUGAAAUCUGUCUUAACAUGUCAUUUAGUGUCGUAUUAUGUCCUAAAAUCAUGUUUUUAAAACAGCUUUUUUCCAGUACAUCAAGAUCUUUUUUGUUGGAAUUUAAUUCGACAUGUUAGACCAUCUUGAAAAGACAAAAUCUCUGUUAACCGAGAAAACAUUUAAAGGAUUAAUCGGAUAUAUAUAUGAGCCAGAUGAGAUCGGAUUCCACCCUCUUGUCAAGUAAAUAUGAAUUCCUUUAUGGUGUGGCACUUUUACACGGAUUAAACAUACAUAACAGUAAGUCGUGAGCUUUAGAGUUGCUGACAGGUAGAUUUUGUUACCAUUGAAUGGAGCCAGGCUUACUGUUUACCCUGGCCUCCUGUCUUUGUGCUAAGCUAAGCUAAGUGGAUGCCUGCUGUAGCUUAGUUUACCACACAUAUAAGUAGGGUAUCAAUCUUCUCACCAAACUCUUGGCAAAAGCGUAUUUCACAAAAUGUCAACUAUUCCUUUACAUGAAAAAACUUUUUUUUGUUUGUUGAAAAAACAAGUUUAUUUCCUUUCCAAUCAAUGUUUGCAAUCAUGGCAGAUGAAGUACAUUUAUUUUACAUAAAAUCCAAUUUUAAGUCAUCAAUGUAUGACUUGUUUGGGUUUUAAGUUCGGGUUGAUUAAUGUGAAACUCUUCUGUGGUUAUCAAAGCAUCUCCACUUUUUAUUUUAACCUUUUUCUACUAAUAUCCACAGCGGACCAUAAACACUUGAGCAUUUACAUCAGAUAUUGCUUUGAUUAUCCUUUGAUAGAGAUGAAAGCCCUAUUUUAAGUCAUAUGCUGAUCAAACAAGGGGGUCACAACUAUUGCAACACAUAGUGAGUGUCUCCUCUGUGAAUGUGUAACGGAGACAGAUAUUUGCCUUACCUUUUAUGCAGGACUGAAUGAUUAGCGAGAGACAGAGCUAAGUGGGAGGAAGAAAGGGGUAGAAUAAAAGAUGGGACAUUAAAAGACGGCAACAAGAAAGCUGAACGGAAAGCACAUAUCUCCCAACAGAUUGCAGCCACGGCAGCAACAGUAACAGUAUUAACAGGAAGAACAACAUUAAGCGUUGACACACAGUAGUUAAUGAGAGACUGUUCAUCCAUAGUGCCAGACCUUAAGCAGGGCAUGGCUAAUGAGUCAACUAGACAGGGAAGGAGCUUUGGUGGUUGUUUUGCAGCGAACAUUACUCUUAAUUUUCUACUUGCUUGAUAAAAAGAACGCGGCUGCAGUGCUGUGACCAAUGGAAUUACACAAAUCGUAUCACAGACAGCUUGCGUGGAAUUAUUACUGUUUCAGGGUGCGGAGAAGUAAUUGCCCUUAAAGCUCAUUGACUUAAUAAUUAUGUUUAAUCUCUGAGAGGUCAGUUUAGACAAAGCACGAGUGGUUGAAACAUGUUUAAAGUCAUCUUUAAUUCCUGUAGGCAAAACCUUUCACUGCAAAUAUCUAUUAGCCAGUAACAUUCAUUCAAGGAUUUUUGCAUGUACUGUAUUUAGCUUCAUAGCCCUUCAUUUUUGUCAUACAGGGUUUUGGAAUUUCAAGUAUUUCUUCAAGCAGUCACCCAGUGGUGGUUGAGGUACAGUUUGAGCAACCAAACAGAAAGGUUGUCACAUGGUUAGGAGAAAGAAAAGGCUGGAAACUUACAGUGCAUGUAAAACGGCUAUGUUGGAAUAUUUUGCCAUCCAUCAAGACACAGUGUUACGUUAGCCACCCACACCAAGUUUUCUUAGGAACCAAAGUUAAAUUUCUGUUCUCAUGAUGAAAUAUUGAUGUUGUUCCAUGUAUGUGCCUUGAGGUUGAACUUACAAUGUAAAGUCCUUGAAACCUUUAAAUGUUUUUGCACAAACUGUAAAUACUUAAGUGAAGCUUUUUGAAAAUAAAAGAGCCAUUGGAUUUGA